AUUGAUCUCAGUUUGAGAAUUGUUGUUUGAAAAAUGGAAUGGGUCCACUUGAUCUUCCAUGUAAUCCUAGUAUUCCAUUUAUACACCAUCGAAGCACAAUCAUUAGAAACAACAACCAUAUCAAGAGACAACUUAACCAUCAUGUUUGUUGGUUUUUUAUCUGCCUUAAUUUUAAUGGCCUUGUUUGCACUCUUACUCCGCCAUUGCUCAUCCACCUCCUAUAGUUACAACUGUAACCUAAUCACCGAUCUAUUCCGCCGCGGAUUCAACCGUCGAGUCAUCAACAAGUGCCCUAUCCUCGUUCACUCCACCGGUAAAACGACGCUUGAAUGUGCCAUUUGCCUAAAUGAGUUUCAACACAACGAUAAAAUAAGGUUGCUUCCGAAAUGUUAUCAUGUUUUUCACCGAGAUUGUAUUGAUGUUUGGUUACUCUCUCACAUGAAUUGUCCUAUUUGUCGCUCCAAACUCAUCCCUAAUGUUCCAGAAUCAGAGCAGCAACAAGAACAAGAACAUAGUAGCACCAUUACGGUGCCAGGGGAAGUGGCAUCGGCUGAUAAUAACGAGAAUGUUAUUGUCUCUCCACAUUCAACGGAUCAUUCAUUAGCGGAACAUUGCGCCAUUUAACUUCAUUCACUGUAUUGGGUGAAUUUUGAUGAACAAAAUAUUUUUAUUUUUGUAGAGGUUUAUGUACAAAAUAUAAAUAAUGUGUG
Medicago truncatula (barrel medic) is the source of this 710-nucleotide messenger RNA. Its product is annotated as E3 ubiquitin-protein ligase ATL6. The transcript has a single exon. The record is from RefSeq and is a predicted model, not a curated record. NCBI's taxonomy places the organism in Eukaryota, Viridiplantae, Streptophyta, Magnoliopsida, Fabales, Fabaceae. Bases 34 to 624 code for a protein of 196 amino acids.